AUGUCACGACUGGAUAAUAGAGUAUCGGAUAUUCAAUUUGCUGGUUCACUUGAAUUGUGCACUCUUGCGAUUCAGAGAUUCCCAAUAGAAUGGACAUAGAAUCUCGAAUAGAGAAAUGUGGUGCAAAAUACAAUUCGCUUUUGAAGUUAAACUUACCAUGUCGCCGGCAUCAUUGUUUCCCAUGGGUGAUGUGCCCAACUAUCGAUACGAUAGUUAGAUGAUGGGAUCAGUCGCUCUUGGUCAACGAACGCAAUCAGUCGGUCGGUCGGUCGGUGGAAAAAAAACGAAAUACAAUUAUGGAGCAAAGGCAAUUUACACUCAUCUGUUCGAUGCACAUACUGAUGAUCAUGAUGUGCGCCUAUGCGGAUCCUGGUUACGAUCAUCUCAAUCACAAUUUGAAUCGCAAUCCCGAAUUGGAGGACAGCAGCAUCAUCGAUGUGGACGCCACAGAACCGUUAGACUCAACGCAGCCGGCUAAGCCCAUGAUGAGUCGCAUGGGCAAACCUUCGGCGAGCUAUGCGGACUAUGAUUACUAUAUGAACACCAGGCGACCAGGCAUUGAGGCAUCGUCGAGUGAUAACGAUCUCAGUGGAUCGUCGGCGAUACGUGUGACCAGCGGACUUGAGCCAUCGAGUCAUCGUCGACCACCUGUCGAUGAAAUGAAUGUAAAAUCGCUGCCUUGGUAUGGUCAGUAUACGGGCAAAUCGCUGGCCAUGUAUCCAUCCCGAUCAUACGAUCCGUAUAUUAGACGCUACGAUCGCUUCGAUGAGCAAUAUCAUCGCGCUUAUCCGCAGUACUUUGAGGACAUGUAUGUGCAUCGUCAGCGCUUUGAUCCCUAUGACAGCUACAGUCCUCGAGUUCCCCAAUAUCCCGAACCCUAUCUGAUGUAUCCCGACCGCCAGCUGGAUACUCCGCAGUCGAGGGAUUACAUUAAGCCGCGACGCGGUGGCUACGUCGAUGAGGCAUUGCCGAUGCCAGUUCUCGACUCGUACAGCAGCAGCAAAUAUCCAGUUUCUGCCAACUCGAAGAUGUCGCCGCAGCUCUCGCUCUCGCCACGGAACGAACGUGUCGUCUAUUAUGCUCAUCUCCCGGAAAUCGUGCGUACUCCCUACGAUCUGAGUGUGCAGCGAACGGAUCGCAAUGGCGGCGGUGGAGGUGGCGUGGGAGGUGCAGCUGCAGCUCUUGUGGCGCCUGUGCCGUAUAAACUGAACAAGAAGAAGCUGAAGAGUGUGCCGAGAGCAUCGGGCGAUAAUUCCACCAGCUACAAGCAACUGUUUUAGUUGAAGGACAACUCGCAGCUAUAUCAAUACUAUAAUCAAUUUAAGCAUUUUUUUUUACUAACCGCGUUUGACGUUUAACGAAGUCGUGUGGCAGCAUUUCGUAUCGCAUCUUAACCCCAUUCGAAUUCAUCAAAAGUGUUUCACGAUUAUGCUAUACAAAUCGGUUAUAGAAGAUUAUGUAAAUCCAUAUAAUGACUCAAUUCGCAAGCAUAAUCCACAAAUUCGAGCAUAUCCUCUACAAAUGCAAAUAUAACCUUGAGGUCCUUACAUUUUAGCAUGUAUUUGUAUCGUUAAGUGAGUAGUUUCUAGUUGUUUUCAAAAUUCUUUGAACUACGUACUUUGUUUUAUAUAUAUAUUCUAAAAGCUA
This is a messenger RNA of Drosophila sulfurigaster albostrigata, 1647 nucleotides long. RefSeq lists its product as uncharacterized. The transcript is spliced from 2 exons. The record is from RefSeq and is a predicted model, not a curated record. The coding region runs from base 297 to 1280 and encodes 327 amino acids. NCBI's taxonomy places the organism in Eukaryota, Metazoa, Arthropoda, Insecta, Diptera, Drosophilidae.